AUGUCCUCUCUACCGGUAUUCUCUCUGGAGAUCCACCACGUCUUCUUCAACUGGCUGCUCCAACCUUCACCCCGCACCUCGACCGAGCAUGGAUGGGGCCAUCUUUGCUUCCCCGGCGACCUAGAGCAUGCGGUGACCAUCCCCGCAAUCCUCUCCAAACGCUCGUUACCCCAGAUCAGUCCAGAAGACCGUUGCUCCACCCGAGCCUUUUGUUCACAGCAAAGAAUUGAGUACCCCCAAGAAGCAGCCAAGGAUGGUCAUGUCCAUCUCGCUUUCGUGCAGGGGAAGAUCAGGCUCGAAACGACCGAAAAUGCGGCCGGCUUGAGCUCUUAUAAGCUUUCGUCUGACCCGGGUCUCCUCUCCAUCGGUCCAAAGGCUACUGCCACGUCCGCCUCGACCCAGCGCAACACGGCGCUCGAUCAUCCUCGUCAAACUUGCAAGAUGGGUAUCAAGGAGUUCUUCCGCAAACGGUCUUUGCGCCAGAAGGAUAAUGUCCGCACGAACGCUGCCGAAUUGACGCUAAAGGAAUCUUUGUUUCCCAUCGUUCUUGUCACUAUCCUAUUUUUCCUCUGGGGGUUUUCCUACGGCCUUCUCGACACUCUGAACAAACACUUUCAAGAUACACUUCACAUCACCCGGGCUAGGUCCUCUGGCUUGCAGGCUGCUUACUUUGGGCGGCGAUUCGCCGACUUGCUUCUUGCCGGUGUCUACAUCGGCGUCUACUGCCAUGCGUUUACACAGCAUUCAGCUAAGCGACGCACAAUCGCGCACUGCCAUUACCACUAUCUCGGGCACGCGGCGUGGAUCUUAAGGCACUGGGGCUAUAAAGCUACCUUUGUUUUUGGACUCUUCCUAUACGGCCUGGGGGCCCUCAUUGCGAUCCCAUGCAUUAUCGCCAAGAGCUUCGGUGGCUUCUGUGCCGCCAUCUUCAUCAUCGGUAAUGGUCUUGGCUCCCUCGAAACAGCCGCAAAUCCGUACAUCACCGUCUGCGGUCCUCCUAAGUACAGCGAGAUUCGAAUCAACAUUUCUCAAGCCUUCAAUGGUAUCGGCACUGUCGUGGCUCCCGUCAUGGGAUCGUACGUCUUCUUCGCUUUUGACGACAAACGUGCUCUAGAGAAUGUUCAAUGGGUCUAUCUCUCCAUCGCCGUCUUCGUCUGGGGGCUGGCGAUCGUCUUCUGGCUGGCUCGAAUUCCCGAAAUCACCGAUGCUGAUAUGGCUUUCCAAGCUUCUGAGACGCACGCCAACGUCGAUGAUAAGCCUUUCAGGAAGCAAUACCGUCUCUUCCACGCUUCUUUCGCCCAGUUCUGCUACACUGGUGCUCAGGUAGCCAUCGCGGGAUUCUUUAUCAACUAUGUGACAGAACGUCGCGAAAACACCGACAACGCGCUUGGCUCCAAACUUCUUGCUGGCGCCCAAGCCGCCUUCGCGAUAGGCCGUUUCGCUGGAGUUGGUCUUAUGCAUUAUAUCAAGCCCCGUUGGGUAUUUUUGGCGUUCCUGUCAUCCUGUAUUAUCUUCAUUGCCCCUUCCAUCACACAGAAGGAUGAUACCGGCAUGGCCAUGCUCUAUAUUGUCCUUUUCUUCGAGUCUAUUUGCUUUCCGACAAUUGUGGCUCUCGGCAUGAGAGGCCUAGGCAGGCAUUCUAAGCGCGGCAGUGGCUUCAUUAUUGCAGGUGUAUCUGGUGGUGCAGUUGUACCUCCGUUGCUUGGCGUCGUUGCCGAUCACAAGGGCAUGGGCAUCGCUAUGGUCAUCCCCCUUAUCUUCUUUGUCUUGGCAUGGUCAUAUGCGUUGGCCGUUAAUUUUGUCCCGAGGUACCGGAAUAUCGCCGAUGCUUUCACUGAAACUGAGGUUGGCAUUAGGCCCGUGGACGUGGAAGAGGAAAAGGGAGGCAUCGAGUCGGUCGAAGACAAGCAUGGCAAGAACGCCAUCCCCACUGUGGCGUGA
Colletotrichum lupini is the source of this 1941-nucleotide messenger RNA. RefSeq names its product glucose/galactose transporter. Bases 1 to 1941 code for a protein of 646 amino acids. The record is from RefSeq and is a predicted model, not a curated record. Gene Ontology annotation, biological process: transmembrane transport. The transcript is spliced from 9 exons. Lineage: Eukaryota; Fungi; Ascomycota; Sordariomycetes; Glomerellales; Glomerellaceae. Gene Ontology annotation, molecular function: transmembrane transporter activity.